UUUGUCUAAGUUGAAAAUAAUGCGAUGAUGGAUGUGGAUUUAUUGAGACCAGGCACUGUGCCUAUAUCUCCUGAUACGAUUCUUUGGUUUGAAUUUUUAUUAAAUCCAUCUUUAUUACAACAACAUUUAUCCAAACCUUCUCCCGAUCCUUCAGCGACGGAUUUAAUUAUCAAGUUUAUGACAAUAAAUUCAGAACAAAAGGAAAAUGAAGUGAAAAUUGUUGAUACAGAAAUGAAUGAUACAAAACCUAAUACCGCAGUUAAAUGGAGUCACAGAAAUCUUGCUUUGAAAAUUCUUUCUUUGAAAGUAGCAGCUCAUUUAAAAUGGGAUUUGGAUAUAUUAGAAAAAAAAUUACCAUUACCAAUACAGUUAACGCUACUCCAAGACCUUCUUUAUAUAACAUCAGAUUUAACAGUUGAAAUACCAACUAUACCUGAAUUUGUAAUGCAUCCAAUUUCUGAUCAACUUCUAUUUACGAUUGUUUUAUACCAUAGAUGGCAUAUAAGAGCAAUUCUUUAUAGAGCCUUAAAUAACAAACAGUCAAAGCAACAAUUUCUUCAUAUUCCAGGUAUACAAGAAUCAACCUAUGUACCACCUGGGGUAGUAGAUGACAUAAUUAGAAAAUUAGAAACUCAAGUGUCUAAUAGUAUAACCGUUCUAAAUAAUGUUCUUGAAAGUAAAGAUAUAAAUCCAAAAAUGUUAUCCUUUGAUACUUUCCAAAUGCUAUCUGAAGAUAGCACAGAGAUUAAACAAAAUUGGGAGAAUAUGUAUUCUAUAAAUUUAGAAGAAUUUAAAUGCCAGAUACAUUACGAUCUGGCAAGAUUUCAUUUGUUAAAAGAAGAAUACCAAGAAGCAAAGCGUCACAUUAUACAAGCCAAAGAAUUAUUUUACAAUUUCGAUAAUUCAGAAGGAAGGUUAUAUUGUAAAGUUCAAAAAGAAUAUUUAGAUGGUUGUUCCUUAGCAUGCGAAGUACCUAUAGAAGGAGUUACUUCUAGUCUUACCCAACAAUUGCAAGCAUCAAUUAAAGAUCAAUAUACUAAUAUAUUGCAAAUUUUACAAACAGAUAACAUUACAAGAGAAAUUCCUCAAGUUUAUAGAGAUAAUUUGGAACUCGAUGUGCAAGGAGGAUCUGUUAAUAGAAAACUUGUAGUAGCUCGCGAUCUUUUGCUCCAAAUUCAAUGUUUAAAUUUAGUUAGAAAAAUUGUAGAUGGUAGUAUAAUUCUUGGUGAUUAUAUAACAGAAAUACAAGCAGCUGGAAGCAAAGGAAUGGAUAUAUUUCUUUCGGCUCUUGGAAAUGUUUUGGAACAAGCUACUGAUACAGACAAAAAACGUAUUUCUCGCUAUCUUCUUUAUUUCGUACAUACCACUAAUAUUUAUAGGUUUGCUUCUAAAAUACUCAGUGAUCCAUUGUAUAUGACAUUAUUUAACGAGGAAGAAUUAGAAGAAAUCAGAAAAUCAGCCACUGUUGAAGAACUUGAAAUACCGGAUUUAUUAUUGAAAAAUGAUUGGGGUAUUCCGCUAAUAACAUAUACUCAAAGCUCAAGGAUAGAAAUAUUUGAAUUAGAACAAAGAUUAAUACAGUCAUAUGAUACUAAUGAAAUUCACGAAAUAUUGAUACAUUUAGAUGGUAAACAUCGAAUGAAACCAUUAUGGAAUGUAAAUAGUUGUUGGGAACUACCUAUACCAUUACAAAGUGUUGUAAUGUCUCUUCCCAGAGGAUUCCUUCAAGAUUAUUCAUAUGUAUUGUUAGCAAAAAGUAGGGAAUUAGUAAUGUCUAAAGAUUUUGAAGGGGCAAUUGAGAUAUUAAAUGUAUUGGAGAAAGAAGUACAGCAACAUUCACAAAGUGGAAACACAUUAAUAUUUAAAUUGUGUAAAUUAGUAAACUGGGAAUGCCUUCUUGUAGAAAUUUGGAGAUGUCUUCACUUAUGGCCGGCAACGGGUAUAUGUGAUACGCAAACUUUAGUCACAAGAUGUAAACAAUGUCUUGGAGCAUUACAAGCAACAGAUCAAGUUAUACCAAGACAAGAAAUUAUUGAAUAUUGCACUGUUUUUCUCUUAAAUAUGACUGAGUGGGAUUAUUUAACAAGUUUAGAGAAACGUUGGAGUUACUCAGAGUUUGCAGCAGCCAUCAGUAGCGUUUGUCAAGAUAUUGUUAAAUACAAAGGUGGAAGGAAAUUUCCAAGAGAAGCAUGGGAUAUGGUAUUGACUGCCUUUGGACCAAGUAGAGAUCAACCACAGAAACGAAGCAACAGUGGCAAUAGUGGAACAAGUACUGGUAGUGCUUCAAGAGAUGUUAUUGCUAGCAUUGGAGGAACACUUAAUAGAUUACGCGAACCUAUGGUUCUUACUGUUGUUAUUUCAUUAUUAGCACGUUUGCGAAAUGUUUUACGUGAUGAAUCUGGUCUUGAAUUACAUACACAAUAUCUUCCUCUUUGGCCUGCUGGUGUACCAAACGCUAAUUCCUAUAAUAUUAGAAGUAUUGGAGAAUUGCUGUUUCAAUUACUAACACAAGCUUUGAAAUAUUAUCCAAGUAAUGUUCCUUGGUUGAGAUUGAUGGGAGACCUUAAUUUUGUUUUAGGAUACUAUGAAAGUGCAAUAAAAUAUUAUUUAGAAGCUAUUAUGGUAGCCAGUGAUUUGUUCAGUCAACCAGUACCAAGAUCACAGAUUGAUGAUCUCGUUUAUAGGCGUAUGAUUAAAUGUUGUGCUCAUUUACAAUGUUAUACACAGGCUGCUGUACUGUGUCAAUUUUUGGAGGAAGUAGAUUAUACUUUAGCUUUUAAAAUGGCAGCCAGCGAUCAAAAAAGUUGCGCACCAGCAGACGCUAUGGACGCAUACUAUCAUUGUAUUUGGGAUACUACAAUACUUGAGUAUCUCAUUCAUUUACAUACAAAACGUGGUGAACAUCAUAGAAAACAAUUAGCGAUUAAGGUAAUUGGUUUAUUGGAAUUGAAUUCUAAUAAUAAUGAAGAAAUACAAAGGGAAGCAGCGAACAUUCGGAAAGCGAAAUUUUUAAGAGCAUUAGCAAAACAGUAUGUUGGCGUCAAGAAUGUAGUAACAGGAGUGGGAGAUUGUAGUAAAAACAAUGCUGGAUCGCUAAGCAAGUUCUGCGUGAGUUGCUACAAAACGGAAGCUAUAAAAAAUUCAUACAUACAGUUUACAUAUUACAGUAUUUUUAACAUGGACGAUGAAGAAGGAUCAUCAAGUUCUGGACCCAUGUCUUCAUUGAACAGUUUGUUUUCAUUUACUAGUCCUGCUGUAAAAAAGUUACUUGGUUGGAAACAGGGUGAUGAAGAAGAAAAAUGGGCAGAAAAAGCAGUUGAUUCAUUAGUAAAAAAAUUAAAAAAACGGAAGGGUGCAAUAGAAGAAUUAGAACGUGCUUUGAGCUGUCCAGGCACACCUAGUAAAUGUGUAACAAUUCCAAGAAGUUUAGAUGGUAGAUUGCAAGUUUCACAUCGUAAAGGUUUGCCACAUGUAAUUUAUUGUAGAGUAUGGAGAUGGCCAGAUUUGCAGUCACAUCAUGAAUUAAAACCAUUAGAGUUAUGUCAGUACCCUUUUUCUGCUAAACAAAAAGAAGUUUGCAUCAAUCCUUACCACUAUAAAAGAGUGGAGAGUCCAGUGCUCCCACCUGUAUUAGUUCCUAGACAUUCAGAAUAUGCUCCUGGACAUUCAUUGUUACCAUUUCAACAAAUAGCAGAACCAACAAUGCCACAUAAUGUGUCCUACUCCUCUAGUGGAUUUAAUGCUGGAUCUACUGGUGGUGUAAAUCCAACAUCACCUAUGUCUUCUGUUGGAUCUGUUCCCAGUCCAGGAAGCACAACAUCACCAAAUCCACAAAGUCCAUAUGGUACUAAUGGGCUACCAGAAACUCCUCCUCCAGCAUAUUCUCCACCUGAAGAUGGUUCACAACCUGGACAAUCACCACCACCUGAUCCAGUAGCAAUGGAUACAAGUGGAUCAGCUGAAGUAGCUCCAGUAUGUUAUCAGGAACCACCUUAUUGGGCCUCCAUUGCAUAUUACGAAUUAAAUUGUAGAGUGGGUGAAGUUUUUCAUUGUCAUUCUCACUCUGUUAUUGUGGAUGGUUUUACAAAUCCAAGCAACAAUUCUGAUCGCUUUUGUCUUGGACAAUUGUCCAAUGUAAAUCGUAAUUCUACUAUUGAAAAUACAAGAAGACAUAUAGGCAAAGGAGUACAUUUAUAUUAUGUAGGUGGCGAAGUUUAUGCAGAAUGUCUCUCUGACUCUGCUAUAUUUGUACAAUCUAGAAAUUGUAAUCAUCAUCAUGGAUUUCAUCCUAGUACUGUUUGUAAGAUUCCACCAGGAUGUUCAUUGAAAAUAUUUAAUAAUCAAGAGUUUGCCCAGUUACUUUCACAAAGCGUUAAUCAUGGUUUUGAAGCAGUUUAUGAAUUAACAAAGAUGUGCACUAUAAGAAUGUCAUUCGUUAAAGGAUGGGGUGCUGAGUAUCACAGACAAGAUGUUACAUCUACUCCUUGUUGGAUUGAAGCACAUUUACAUGGACCCUUACAGUGGUUAGAUAAAGUGUUAACACAAAUGGGUUCUCCUCAUAAUGCUAUAAGUUCUGUAUCAUAAUUUGUGCAUCAAAUCUAAUAGCAAAGGGAGAAAAUAGUGAACUGUAGGAAAAUCUGAUGAUUCAAGAACAGUUUUUAAUAUCAUCAUAUAAUAUUUUAACUAGUUAUUGUAAGAGAUUUAUGAAAGUAUCAGAGAAAGUGGUAAAUGAAAAACUGCCUAAUGAGAUUUUUCUCAUGUGAGUAAACUGAAGCUAAUAUGAUUAUGAAAAUAAAGGGUUACGAAAGUUCAUAAUUAUUGAAAGUGAUCCUUAUUAAAGAAAUUUCGGAGAUUACAGUGUACACGUAAAAGCUGUACAAUUUUUUGGCUGUUAAAUAGGAGAAGAAUUAUAGCAGAAAAAAUAUGUGUUAUAUAUGAAGAAUCAUAUUUUUCAAAUAUAUUCAAUUACACUUAUAUAUAAUACGUUAUUUUAUAUGGAAAAUUGUUACAAAAAUAUGUCCUAAUGCUAUAUCACGAAUGCUUCAUUAAAUUGUUUCGAGACUUAUACUGAAAUCUACAUAUGCGUAGUUAAAGAGCAAAUCAACUGUAAUUAAACAAAAGACGAUUACUGAAUAAUAAUAUACGAGAAUGAUUCAGAAUUACAUCAAAUAACAUUUUAACAUUUAUAGUUUUGAAUACAAUAUGCAUGCUUCUUAAGCAUUUGAUUUAUGCCUAAACAAGUCUUAGAAUAUUUAAAUUCAUUACUAUUAAGAUUAUAAUCUAAGUGUAAUUAAUUUCAAUUUUACUAAUUGUAAUACAAUUAAUAUUUUAAUAUAAACAUCAGAUGCUGAUCUCACGUUAACAUUUGAAAGUUAACUGUAUCUGAUGACAUAUUGGAAUAUUAACUUUGAUAAUGCAUAUAAAAAUAUUUUUUGCGCAACGUUUCCUAAUAUUUGCGAAAUGUAAGCCUUUGGAUGUAGCCUUAUAAGAAAUUAAUGUGACAACUAACAUAAAGUCAUCUACUUACUACUUGUCGAAUUGAGAGUAAUAUAAGACUUAUGUGUUAGCUUUGCACUUUUCAGAAGUGUUUACAAAUUUCAGGCUUUGACAGAAGUUUAUGUACAUAUAAAAAAUAUAAUAUUAUAUGAUGUUAUAUGCAAUUCAAAUAAUUGGCAUUACAUUUGAUACAAACCAUAUGAAAAUUCUGUGAAUUGAAUUCUGAAAAGUGCCAAAAGUGUAUGUAUAUAAUGCCUUUCAUUUAAAUCAUGUCGAAAACUAUUUUUGUUGAUCAUUAAUAGGGAACUUAAGCCAAUGGAGAAAGAUUUACCUAGAAAAUAUUCGGUUACAAAACAUAUUGCUUGUUUUAUAUAUUUUACUGAAUAACAUGCAAAUUUUAUAAGAACAUUAUAAUAGUGAGCAUAAGAAUUAUAUAUCACAUACACAUUCAAUAAUGAGCUGGGAAGGUCAUAUGAAUACUUAGUUGAGAUUAAAUAAAAUUAAAUCAAUGGAAAGUGUUAUGCAUUGAAAUUUCAUUACAAUCAACGCUCAUGUCUGUGUCUUUACAUAUUUAUAACAGAACAUUAGCUUCAUGAUGUAGACGUUUAUUAUAUACAUCGAUUCUCAUCUUAAUUUUACAUUAAGGUACGCAGGUAUUACUGAAGAAGCACAAAUCUCAACUUAAUGUUACUAUUGGAAAUACCUAUAAUGUAUAUUCGAAUGAUCUUCUGGCUUGCUGAUAAACUUACGAUUAUAAUUCAAAUUAUUUUUAUGUAUAUCUUACGAAUAUUUCAAUUGUAAGUGAAUGAAGAAAGUAUACGGAUCAUAUAACUUUAACGGAGAGUACUUGAGAACUGGAACAGAAGUCACUGCCGCUUGCUGUUACUUAUUUGUCGAUGUACCUAGCUGUGAUUGUUUGCUACCAAAUUUAGCAAAUUACGUAUGGGUGAUCAACGAUGGUAAAAGUAUUUGCUUUAUUGAAUCAAUGAAGAUGAAGAUAUGUAUUUGAAUUUAAAAGCAUAAUCGUACAAGGAAAUAUGACAAUAACGCUUUAAAAAAAAAUACGACGAAUAAAAAUAUUCAAUCAAAGGAACAUUUAUCGUACCACGUACCAUUUUUUCGUGAUCACCUGUAAUACCUAUUUAGUUGAAAAAAAGAAAGAUAAUAAUAAUAAGAGAAAAGUAUUUUUCAUCGAAACGACGCUGUAAUUGGUAUAGAUAAUGUCUUAAAAUAAUGUAAACCUGUUAACAGAAAUGUGAAUUAAUGUUUUAGGUAUAUCGAGCUUGUAGCACUCGUAACGAGCACAAUGCUUUAUCGCAAUAUGUAUGUAUGAAUAGCUAAUAUGUAAUAACUAUAUUUAGAGCUUCUAUUCUUUGUUGGUAUCGUUUUCAAUUUUUUUACUGUUAAUUGAUGCACCAUAUAUUGCAAAUCUUAUUUCCAAAUCACCUGACAUUGCUUUCUAAUUCCUAAGUUUUGCAGAACUGGAUAAGAGCUUAGUGAGUAUUGCAACAACAACAUUAUCAUGCUACAAUUUAUAUACUUAAUUAUGUGCCGCCCAAGUUGUGCCUUGGAUAUCUUUUACACAAUAUAUUUCAAAUAAAUAUACAAAUAUGAAAUGAAAAUUUGCUACAAUGUGUAGUGAAACAAAUGUAUUGUUUGUCAAAUAGUGCUUACAUAUAUUUUGAUCGUAUAUUAUGUGCAAAGUACACUGCCUAUAAUGAGAUUCCUAAAUGCGUAAAUAUAUAUUUAAAAAUACAAUAGUUUUAUAGAAAGAAAUUUAUAUAGAUUAUCAUGAUUGGUGAUUUGGGAAAGAUUUGUGAUUAUUUUAGAUGUCAGUCAGUGUAAAUAAAUUCUUUUAGCUGUAAAAAACAUUUACAAAAUCCAUUCCACAUUUAUCAUGUAGAUCCGAUAGCUACGGGCUUUCUCUUUAAUAUUUUCUUUACGUCUUUCAGAGUGUCGGUAUCAUUGUAUAUUAUUCCAGAAGAUGAUCGUGAUAAUAAAAAACACAGCUAUUUAUCAUGAUCGAAAGUACGAUAUCAAAUAAAUUCUGUUGCAGAAUUAUAAAGAUUAUCAACAGAAAUAUCGAUCAGAUAUAGCUAAACAUAAUUAAAGCUGCAUACAUUUCUUUAUCCUUGAAACUGAUAUCAUUCGCACAUAUAGAAAUCUUCAUACUUUCGAUGAUGUAACAGCAGAUGCUGAUUUGUUGUAGCAAUCAACAUUACGAUAUCGUACAGCUCUGCUAUCGUUAUUAAAAUUAUGAAAUUCUUCAAGAGAGACUUCGUACGUAUUAGAAUAUUAUCAAAAAAAAUGUACUCUUGUUUCCUCUGUCAAUCUUUCGAAACAAAGUCAGACUUCGUUCGACGAUUCAAAAAUUUUCAUUUGUGCAACUGUAUCUGCAUUUCUGGUAAUUACUGUGUUGUGCAGUUACCGAGUAUAAAUAAAAAAUGUUUCCUAUCUGUGUAUCUAUGUGCAACGAAAA
Molecule: messenger RNA, 7975 nt
Organism: Bombus huntii
Lineage: Eukaryota; Metazoa; Arthropoda; Insecta; Hymenoptera; Apidae
Gene: IntS8
Product: integrator complex subunit 8-like
Exons: 15
Coding region: 25-4584 (1519 amino acids)
Biological process (GO): transforming growth factor beta receptor signaling pathway; BMP signaling pathway; SMAD protein signal transduction
Cellular component (GO): heteromeric SMAD protein complex
Molecular function (GO): RNA polymerase II cis-regulatory region sequence-specific DNA binding; DNA-binding transcription factor activity, RNA polymerase II-specific; I-SMAD binding
Source: RefSeq, a predicted model, not a curated record